Messenger RNA from Wallemia ichthyophaga EXF-994, 987 nucleotides. Its product is annotated as GPI mannosyltransferase 2. NCBI's taxonomy places the organism in Eukaryota, Fungi, Basidiomycota, Wallemiomycetes, Wallemiales, Wallemiaceae. The coding region runs from base 1 to 987 and encodes 328 amino acids. Gene Ontology annotation, molecular function: alpha-1,6-mannosyltransferase activity; GPI mannosyltransferase activity. The transcript is spliced from 2 exons. The record is from RefSeq and is a predicted model, not a curated record. Gene Ontology annotation, cellular component: mannosyltransferase complex; endoplasmic reticulum membrane. Gene Ontology annotation, biological process: GPI anchor biosynthetic process.
AUGAAUUCUUACGGGGGGUGGCGCAGCGAGCACGAAAUAGCAUUUAUGCCUGGAAUUCCACUGCUGAUGCGGGGAUGCGGGUUAGUUAUGGCCACGAUACGCGACGCCCACACGCUCACGCUCUCCGACACGCUCAUAGCGAGUGCCUUCCUCGCGAACCUCAUCAGCCUACUGGCACCACUCGAGCUGUACAGACUGACGCGCGUCGUGUAUCCGCACUACACUCCCGCACAGGCAGCUGCACCAGCGUUGCUAAUGGCCGCGUGUCCUCCCUCGCCGCCUUCCCUGCUCGUGCCGUACACCGAGGCCGUGUACACGCCGCUCGCACUCAUGACGGCGCGAAUGGUGGCCGAGGGCUCCUGGCUGACGGCAUCGCUCGUCGCUUUCGCUGCCGCUUCCACCCGCGCAAACGGCUGUCUCCUCGCCGGCUUCUUCCUCUACGAAAUACUCAUCCGCCCCGUCCUAGAAACGCGGCGUCUGUGUUUCCCCCCGAGAAUAAUUAAUCGCAUAGCAUUUGCGUCUCUCGGCACCAUUGCAUCAUUCGCCCCACUCGGAUAUACGCAGACGGAGGCAUACGCGCGGCUAUGUCCGCAAGCACCUUUUUGCACGCGCACACUCCCCCUCGCAUACAGCUAUGUGCAAGGAACGUACUGGGAUAACGGGCUAUUGCGCUACUGGAAUGUAUCGCAAAUACCCAAUUUCCUCAUAUCGUUGCCGGUGUAUGUCGUGGGGAUCGUAGCCAUCUGCAAUCCCCACAUGACUCUGCGCGCUCUCCCCCACUAUGUCCUGCACACACUCACUCUCAUACUCCUCCUCUGCUUUUCAAAUGUACAGAUCGCCCUGCGUUUCGCGACUGCCCUUCCCCCUCUGUGGUGGUGGGUGGCGGCGCACACAGAUAGCAGACUCGCUCGCUCGUUCGUCGCGUGGUCCCGGCUAUGGGGCUGCGUCGCUUGUGUCCUCUGGGCUGCUUUCUUACCGCCUGCGUAG